UUAAAGACUGCAUUUCCUAUCCUCAUUCUAUGUGGUACCAUAUUCCAAACAAACUCUUUAAUAAGGUCGGGGGGUUAGAUUUUUUGCUCAGAUGUGAUUAUGAAAUAUCUAAGAUUCCUCUUAAGUUGUCUAGUUUCUAUAAGCAAGCUUUGAGUUUUGGGAAACUAAUUUUCACCCACAAUUAUUCACCUCACAAUUCUGUGCUGUGGAAUAAUAGGGUUAUAGUCAUCAAUAAGAAGUCCUUAUUUAAAUCAGACUGGUAUAAUAGUGGUGUGUGUUUUGUUGUUGAUCUGCUUGAUAAAAAUGGAAACUUGCUAUCUUAUGAAGAAUUUAUUGAUAAAUAUAAAAUAGACGUUUCAUUUAAUAAUUUUAACAAGGUUUGUAAAGCACUACCCACAAGAACAUGCUUACCUUCACUGACGAUAGGUAAUACCUCAAUAAAGGACAAACAAUUUAAUAAUAAGUUAAUCUCUAAUACCUUCAAGCAAAUAGUAUUCUGUAACUAUAAUGUCAAUGUCAGACAUGACCUUGAUAGCGUGUUGAAAGAAAAGUCAUUUUCUUUUUACUUAAAAUACCCACUUGCGCCUAAAAUGAAAGAAACACACUUCAGAAUCAUAUCUAGCAUUUAUCCAGUAGGAGAAUUCCUGUAUAAAAGGUUUAAUUUUGAGGCCGACUUUUGUGCUUUCUGUUCUUCCGUUCCAGAAACACUAGAGCAUCUAUUUUUCACUUGUCAGUAUGUUAAUGCUUUUUGGUUUGAAAUACACUGUUGGGUUUCACUCAGGAUUUCCAAUAUACCUUCCUUCACAUCUAAGGAUGUUCUUUUCUUUAUGGACAAUCUAGAUUCUGAAAUCUCAGAUGUUGUCAAUUUUGUAAUAGUGCUAUGUAAGUUUUUUAUUCAUGUAUGUAAGUGGAAGAAUGCCUCUCCUAUAUUUACCGUCUUCUUGAAUUACUUUUGUCAAUACUUUAAGUCACUUAAGCUUAUUUCUACUAUGAAUAAAAAAACUGCUGUACUAUACUCUAAAAUCACAAAAUACUUGCUAUUCUAAUUUGCCUGCUUGUGUCAAAAGGUCUAUGUUC
This is a messenger RNA of Oreochromis niloticus (Nile tilapia), 1077 nucleotides long. RefSeq lists its product as uncharacterized. Lineage: Eukaryota; Metazoa; Chordata; Actinopteri; Cichliformes; Cichlidae. The transcript is spliced from 2 exons. The record is from RefSeq and is a predicted model, not a curated record. Bases 30 to 1046 code for a protein of 338 amino acids.